This is a messenger RNA of Perca flavescens (yellow perch), 2059 nucleotides long. RefSeq names its product chemokine (C-C motif) receptor 10 (gene ccr10). Gene Ontology annotation, molecular function: C-C chemokine binding; C-C chemokine receptor activity. Lineage: Eukaryota; Metazoa; Chordata; Actinopteri; Perciformes; Percidae. The transcript is spliced from 3 exons. Bases 508 to 1704 code for a protein of 398 amino acids. Gene Ontology annotation, cellular component: external side of plasma membrane; membrane. The record is from RefSeq and is a predicted model, not a curated record. Gene Ontology annotation, biological process: calcium-mediated signaling; G protein-coupled receptor signaling pathway; positive regulation of cytosolic calcium ion concentration.
CUGGUCAACGUUAGUCUGUGUGGUCAAAACGGGUAUUGCACUCUUAAAAUCAAGGGAGUCAUGUCAGUCAACUGAAGUCAAACGUGAAGUUGAUAAAACAAUAUAACGAGCUGUCGCUGUUAAACUGUGAACGGGCAGACCUCUGGAAGAUGAAAAUGUGAAGUAAACUGCGAAGCAAACCAGUUGUACUUUGGCCUCACAACAAAGAUGAGAAAGUUAGCUAGCAGGAUAAAGUUUGAAACAACCGGAGAGUUAGCUCGUUUUACAGUGUUGCUAACGUUAGCUAGCUAACGUUAACUAGCUAAGAUGCAGCGAAAAUGGAGGGAAGAAGAGAGUCAACAAACAGUGUAAUAUGGAUAUUGACUGCCUCAUCUUGAUGACAGAAUUCAACAAUGGGAUUCGGCGUCAAAAAACGCUUGUUUUUAAAGAGUGGCAGCUUCUCAGAUCUCUACCUCAGACACCGGAGGACAACUUGGGUCAGACUUUACUCCUCAAAACAGCACAGCAAUGGACAACGGCACCGAUGACAUCUUCUACUCUGCUUACGGGAGCUUUGACUUUUCAGGCUUCUGGAAUGCAAGUAACGACACAGGCUCUGACUUUUGUGAGCCUGGAGAGCAAGAGUUCACCAUCAAAGCCUUCCAGACUUGUGUUUUCUGCCUGAUCUUCUUGCUGGGCGUGGUCGGAAACUGCCUCGUGAUCGCCACCUUCGCUCUCUACCGCCGCCUCCGGCUUCGCUCCAUGACUGACGUCUUCCUGUUGCACCUGGCGAUUGCCGACCUCCUGCUGCUCCUCACGCUCCCGCUGCAGGCCGUCGACACCAACGUGGGCUGGAGGUUCGACACCCACCUGGGCUGGAUGUUCUCCGUUCUCCUCUGCAAGGCCACGCGCGCCAGCUACGCCAUCAACACGUACAGCGGGCUUCAGCUGUUGGCCUGCAUCAGCGUCGACCGCUACAUGGUGGUGGCACGCGCCCAAGAGAUGCUCAGGCUGCGCCGGCGGAUACUUACGGGCGGGAAAGUAGCCGCGGUAGGCGUGUGGCUUGUUGCGGUGCUCCUCAGCUUGCCGGAAAUCCUCUACUCCGGGGUGUCUAGAUCUGACGAGGACGAGGACGAGGACCCGUACUGCGGCAUGCAAAAGAGCGGAACGGUCAAAAUGGCCACCAACGUCGCCAUCAUUGCCGUCUUCUGCCUGUCCCUCUUCGUCAUGGUGACGUGCUACUCGCUGAUUGCUCGAGUGCUGUGGGAGGGGAACGCACAGCGGCGGGGGAAGCAGUGGCACCGGCAGCGGACCCUGAAGCUGAUGGUGGCCCUGGUGCUGGUCUUCCUGCUGUUCCAGCUGCCGUACACGGUGGUGCUGUCGCGUAAAAUGGCGGGUUCGUUCUGCGCUCUGCUGUUGGAGUACAUCACCUGCACGCUGGCGUACACCCGCUGCUGCCUCAACCCCAUCCUGUACGCCCUGGUAGGCGUGCGCUUCCGCAACGACGUGCUGCGGCUCGUCCAUGACUCGGGCUGCCGGUGCGGGCUCCGGGCGGCGCCGCAGAGUCUCGGCUCCACCUCCGUCUCCCCCUCGUCGCCUGCUUCCAAAGUGCUCUCGGUUUGCUCUCCAGCGUCCCCCGAGCCCAGCUGCUCCAGCAACGAGACUGCGCCCACCAAGUUUCAGUUUCCAGGAGCCCCACAUCUUUAUUCAAGGAGUAGACUAUAAACUUGUUGUGCGCUUUGUUUACAUGUGUAUAUAUUCUUUACAAAGAAAAAUGUCAACAUCAAAAACAUCAUCGGCAAUUCUUAGGUGCUGGUGCGUUGGAAAAUAUCACAUUAGACUGGAGACAAGUAAGAUUCCGCACUCUGAUCUUGCUACAGCAUCAUUUAUAGAAGAUAACCUUCUGGACCUUUGUCGAGAGUAUCUUCGUCAUUUGUAAAUACUCUUGAUGAAGGUCCAGAGGGGCCAAAAUGUUAGUAUCUUCAAUAAAUCAUGAUGCUGAACAAGAGGAAUCCUCCUUUUUUAAGGUUUAUAUAGAUAUUCCCCAACAGGAUACAAAAUGUAGAGGCCAGAAAUGUUA